AUGGCUACCAAUGGCGAGGCCAAGACCCCUCAGGUCUCAGUUGUUUCUGCCACUGACCCAGCCGCUGUCCCCGGGCUGAUUAAAGAGCUCUCGGCCUUGGCUGAGAAGUUCGACCCCGCCAAUGUCGAUGACAAUCUGCGUCUGGAUCUCGCCCUCAAGGCAAGGACGUUAUGGAAGUCCCUUGAGACUCCACGUGAGACUAUGAUCAGACACAACUGGGCCCAGCCUGCCGCUUUCACCGCCCUGACUGCCGGUACACAGAAGGGUGUCUGGACCUACCUUGACGAGCAUGAUGGCCCGUUCGUUGCCAGCAAGGUUGCAGAGGCCCUGGACAUCACUCCCGCUGUCUGGUCCCGUCUUGCCCGCCAUCUCGGUGCCAUGGGCUACCUGAAGGAAAUUGCCCCAGAUACUUAUGAACGCACAAACUUCACCAAGGCCAUGUCUGUGCCCAUCAUUGGCCAGAGUUACCCUGUGCUGGCUGGUGGCUGCUUUGCUGCCCUUGACCACUUCCACGAGUACCAGGACAAGGUCGGCUGGACGGAGCCCAACGACGUCGCCAAGGGUCCCUACCAGGCGGCGUUCAACACCAAGCUCAACUUCUUCGAGUACCUGCAGGCCAACCCCCCCUAUGGCGUGCAGUUCAACUACCACAUGGGCGGGUACCACCAGGGUCGCCCGUCGUGGAUGGACCCCGGCUUCUUCCCUGUCAAGGAGAACCUGAUUGACGGGUUCGAGGACAAGGAGGGCUCGGCCUUCUUGGUCGACAUCGGCGGCUCCGUGGGCCACGACAUCGAGGAGCUUCACAAGAAGUAUCCCCAGAUCCCCGGCCGCCUGGUCCUGCAGGACCUCCCGCUCGUCAUCAGCCAGAUUGAGAAGCUUGAUGACCGGAUCGAGCGCAUGGCUUAUGAUUUCCACACCGAACAGCCCGUGAAAGAGGCCCGCGCAUACUUCAUGCACUCGGUCCUCCACGACUGGCCCGAGGAGGUCUGCCUCAAGAUCCUUGCUAACAUCACCGCCGCCAUGAAGCCCGGCUACAGCAAGCUCCUCAUCAAUGAGAACGUCAUCCCAGACACCGGCGCCCAGUGGGAGGCCACCGGCCUGGAUAUCAUGAUGAUGACUCUCCUGAGCUCCCGCGAGCGCACCCGUGAGAACUGGGAGACUCUCCUGAACAAGGCCAACCUGAAGAUUGUCAAGGUUUGGAGUGCCAGAAACGGCGCCGAGAGUCUGAUCGAGUGCGAGCUCGCAUAG
Messenger RNA from Clonostachys rhizophaga, 1248 nucleotides. The record is from the annotation of a GenBank genome assembly. NCBI's taxonomy places the organism in Eukaryota, Fungi, Ascomycota, Sordariomycetes, Hypocreales, Bionectriaceae.